Molecule: messenger RNA, 4936 nt
Organism: Scleropages formosus (Asian bonytongue)
Lineage: Eukaryota; Metazoa; Chordata; Actinopteri; Osteoglossiformes; Osteoglossidae
Product: protocadherin-19-like
Exons: 5
Coding region: 1179-4460 (1093 amino acids)
Biological process (GO): homophilic cell-cell adhesion
Cellular component (GO): plasma membrane
Molecular function (GO): calcium ion binding
Source: RefSeq, a predicted model, not a curated record
UCUUCUUCUAGAAGACUUUCUUUUUUUUUUUAUUUUUGAAGAUUUACUAAUGCUGCGCUGCAAUUGGUCACCAGUGUCCAUCUGUAUUGGAUUUUGUACAAACUGCCUCGCGGCGCGUUAAGAUGGGGAAGAAGGCUGGUUACGGUGCGUUGCGAUACAGUUCAGCUGAAGCAAUGAAUUAGCAGCAAAAAAUCUGCAGAGCUUUGGGGGUUCGGAGAAGACCCCCCCCCCCCCUCCCGUGCUGUCAGGGAACUGGGCUGCUGGAUGAUCGCGGACCGCUCUGCGAGCUCUAAGACACGCUCCUCUAACGUCAGUGUCUCUGCCUCGCUUGUCACAUUCCUGCCUCGUACUGCCUGGUUUUCAUACAUCAGUUCUUCUUCUUCUUCUGUUCUUCUUCUUUUUCAGUGUGGAUUAUUUUUAUAAACCACUCGGGCUUCUGCGGGGGAAAAAAAAAAAAAAUGUACAUGUUCACAGUUUUAUAAAGAAAAAAAACCGGCAGCAGAUAUUCAUUCAUCGCAUCGACUGGACCCUUGAAAAAAGCUAAUUGAUCUGAAAUACCUCUGGUUGCUUCCGAGAUCCUUGAAAUGCUGGGAAGAAUCGGGGUGCUAUGCGUAUGCAACGGACUGUGUUCUUUUUUGGAUCUUAAUUUAAUGGAUUUUCUGAGCCACGUCUAGCAUCCAGUUAUACCGGAAUAUAUAACUGAUUUUAUUUUUCUUCUUAUUAUUUUUUCACCUUUAGAAUGUCUUUAGAAUUACUGCAUCGCGCUGGCUGCUUUUCAGUUUGUAUCCUCCAAUAAGUCUUAUCUGCCACAAUUAGCAGGCAAUUAUGAAUUGCUCUAAAUUGAAUCGUGACAGCCUCUUAUGAUGUGCAUUUUCUGUGCUUUAAUGCCACACGCCGCAAAAAUAACGGCAGAUGGAAUGAUGUCGAUGAAAAGCAAAUCUUUUUUGCACAAUAAGUGAAUCCGAUUAGGCAGCUAUAUUAAUCAUUGCUGUCCGUGAAGUGAUGCUUCUGGAGGCAAGACGCGCCUUUUGCAUCUGCUGUAUAACUUUUAAUGUAAUGAGCACGGCUGGCUAAUUUGCCCUAUGAUUAUGAAAGGCGCCGGUGUACAAAGAUUGUUGAUAUAAACUAUUAGAAAAAGACAGAAGAUAAAGAAGGAAAUAAAUAAAUAAUCAACAAGUAUGCUCUCUAAGGAAAUGGAUUUUUUUAUACAAGUUAUUCUGGUACUUUUCUUGUGCUGGGCUGGGGUGGAUUCUGUUAUCAAUUUGAGGUACUCCGUGGACGAAGACCAGAAAGCCGGGAGCGUGAUUGCGAACGUCGCGAAGGACGCCAAAGAUGCGGGCUUCGCGUUGGACACGCGGCAGCCCUCGUUGCGGGUCAUCUCCAACACCGCGCCGCAGCUGGUGGACAUCACCGCCGCCGGUUUCCUCAUCAACAAACAGAAGAUCGACAGAGACGUGUUCUGCAGACUCGUGCCCAAGUGCUUCAUCUCGCUGGAGGUGAUGUCCAGCUCCAUGGAGAUAUGUGUGAUCACGCUGGAGAUCAAAGACCUUAACGACAACGCACCGCUCUUCUCCAGAGACCACAUAGACCUGAACAUCUCAGAAACGGCCGCCCCCGGGACCAGGAUUCCCCUGGAGGGGGCGAGCGACCCGGACGCGGGGAGCUUUGGCGUUCAGACCUACGAGAUCACCCCCAAAGACAUGUUCGGCUUGGACAUUAAAACCAGGGGGGACGGAUCUAGGUUCGCUGAGCUGGUUCUGGAGAAGAACCUGGACAGAGAAACGCAGUCUCACUAUAGUUAUGUGAUAACAGCUCUGGAUGGAGGCGAUCCUCCAAAAUUCGACACGGUCACACUUAACAUUAAAGUUAUAGACUCAAAUGACAACAACCCUGUUUUUGACCAGGCUGUUUACACGGUGAAGGUGAUGGAGAACUCCCCCAAUAACACCGUGGUCAUUGACCUGAACGCCACGGAUCCGGAUGAAGGCACCAACGGCGAGGUGGUCUACUCCUUUAACAGCUACGUGUCGGAGAAGACCAGGGAGCUAUUUAAAAUAGACCCCCUGACGGGUGUCAUCACAGUCACAGGGCUUUUGGACUACGAGAGCGUCAACACGUACGAGAUUGACGUGCAAGCCAAAGAUCUGGGUCCCAAUUCGAUCCCCGCGCACUGCAAGGUGGUGGUCAACGUGAUGGACGCGAACGACAACGUGCCUGUGAUCAAGAUGCUGUCCGCAAACAGCGAGGUGGUGGAAGUGAGCGAGAACGCGCAGCUGGGCUAUGUCAUAGCACUGGUGCGCGUUUCGGAUCGGGACUCGGGUGCGAACGGGAGGGUGCAGCUCAGGCUGCAGGGAAAUGUGCCUUUCAGGCUCCAGGAGUACGAGAGCUUCUCCACCAUCCUGGUGGACGGGAGGCUGGACAGGGAGCAGAGGGACACGUACAACCUGACGAUCCAAGCGGUGGAUGGGGGGACACCUCCACUGAAGACCACGAAAUCGCUCACGGUGAGGGUGAUGGAUGAGAAUGACAACCAUCCGCACUUCUCCAAACCCCACUACCAGGAAAUGAUCCUGGAGAACAACACCCCAGGCGCCUACCUUCUCUCGGUUUCGGCAAAGGAUCCAGAUUUGGGGUUGAACGGUACCGUGUCCUAUCAGAUCAUCCCGUCCCAGGUUCGAGACAUGCCGGUGUUCACCUACGUGUCCAUCAACCCCACAUCAGGCGACAUCUACGCGCUGCGGUCCUUCAACCAUGAGCACACCAGGACUUUUGAGUUCAAAGUUCUGGCCAAAGACGGGGGCAACCCGUCUUUAACGAGCAACGCGACGGUGCGCAUUGUCAUUCUCGACGUGAACGACAACACCCCGGUGAUGACCACGCCGCCUCUCAUCAACGGCACCGCGGAGGUGUCCAUCCCCAGAAACGCGGGAGUUGGCUACCUGGUGACCCAAGUAAAAGCCGACGACUACGACGAAGGGGAGAACGGCAGGCUCACGUACUCCAUCUCCGAGGGGGACCGCGCGUUUUUCGAAAUAGACCAGGUGAACGGAGAAAUACGCACGACCAGGACGUUCGGGGAGAACGCGAAGACGAGCUACGAGAUCACCGUGGUGGCCCAUGACCACGGCAAGACCUCCCUGACCGCGUCCGCCUUCAUCGUGAUCUACCUGUCCCCAGACAUCGACGAGCAGGAGUCCAUAGGACCCGUGAACCUGUCCCUCAUCUUCAUCAUCGCCCUGGGCUCCAUCGCCGCCAUCCUCUUCGUCACUAUGAUAUUUGUGGCGGUUAAGUGCAAGAGGGAUAACAAGGAGAUUCGAACCUACAACUGCAGUUUCUUCUACCUGCGCAGAGUGGCUGAAUAUUCCUAUGGCAACCAGAAGAAGUCGAGCAAGAAGAAGAAGCUCAGCAAGAACGACAUCCGUUUGGUGCCGCGCGAUGUGGAGGAGACAGACAAGAUGAACGUGGUGAGUUGCUCGUCUCUCACCUCCUCGCUCAACUACUUCGACUACCACCAGCAGACCCUGCCUCUGGGCUGCCGGCGCCCAGAGGGCACCUUCCUCAACGUGGAGAACCAGAAUGCACGCAACGCUGCCCCCGGCCACGGCUACCACCACUCCUUCAGUGGGCAGGGCCCGCAGCAGCCCGACCUCAUCAUCAACGGCGUACCACUGCCAGAGACAGAAAAUUAUUCCAUCGACUCCAGCUAUGUAAACAGCAGAGCGCACCUCAUUAAAAGCACCUCAACAUUCAAGGACAUGGAAGGGAACAGUCUCAAGGACAGUGGGCAUGAAGAGAGCGACCAGACCGACAGUGAGCAUGAUGUCCAGAGGGCCCUGUACCCUGACACUGCGGUCAACGAUGCCCUGAACGUGGGCGCGCCGCCUGGGGGCUGCCAGCGGCUAGAGCAAGAGCCAACAGAGAGCUUUCACUGCCAGGAUGAGUGCCGUAUCCUAGGCCAUUCAGACCGGUGCUGGAUGCCUCGCCUGCCUGCCCACGUCAAAUCACCAGAGCAUAGCAGCAACGUCAUUGCCCUACCCAUCGAACCACCGGCCCCAGAGGCGCCCCACUACGAGGACUGCGGUACCAAAAGGACUUUCGCCACCUUUGGCAAGGAUGGCCCAGAAGAGCUGGAGAGGGCCGAGGCAAGGGCACGGCGGACAGUGGAGGCACCGGCAUGCAGCCCCAAGGCUAAUGGGGCAGUGCGGGAAGCAGGUAACGGGCGUGAAGUAUCCAGCCCUCUCUCCUCUCCUGUGCACCUGAAGAGCCCCCUGGCCAAGGCACCCUCUGUCUAUGGCACCCUGAAGCGACGCGAUGCCGAGCGCAUCGCCCACCAUGGCCUGCUGCGGCAGCCGGAGGGGAAGGACUGUGAGCCUGCCAUCCAGGAGAUCGGCCAAGGCAUGCAUGACCACCGGGAGAAGGACUCCCCUGGGACCAGGCGUCUCAAAGACAUUGUGCUCUAGGGCAAUCCGUUGGGCGAUGAGCUACGAAGAUCACGGACCCCAGUGCUUCAACACACGCCAACCACCUGAUUUGUGCUUGUGUAUGUGACAUUAUGAAAGAGACAGAGAGACAGCUACUUUACUUACACACCUACACGUGGAUGGAGUUUUACAUAGAUGGAGUCUGAUCUGGCUGUUUGCGAAAGAAAAAUAGACCCAGAGGCUUUUACACACAGUGUUUUCCUCCUCCGGAUGCGACAAGACAAGGGGAUUACUGGUUACUGUGUAACACGCCAAAUCCCCUCAGCAUUUUUUUUCUUUUUAUUUUAGUUUUUCUUCCAAGAAGCUGGUUAGAACUUUGAACACCUGUAAGAAUGGACCUCAGUUCAGUCAUUCCAUUUUAUUUUUGUACUUCAGUUAAUACAGCCUUUUUGGUUUGUGGUUUGUUGUUUCAGUUUCUUUAAAGUGAACUGAUUUGACCACAAAUACAUAACGGA